This is a messenger RNA of Microdochium trichocladiopsis, 627 nucleotides long. RefSeq lists its product as uncharacterized. NCBI's taxonomy places the organism in Eukaryota, Fungi, Ascomycota, Sordariomycetes, Xylariales, Microdochiaceae. The coding region runs from base 1 to 627 and encodes 208 amino acids. The record is from RefSeq and is a predicted model, not a curated record. The transcript has 2 exons.
AUGGGGCUCAUUGUCCUGGCCUUCUGUUAUUUUUUGUGGACAGACAAGCAGGCUGUGGAAGACAUUCAACGCCAACUCCAGGGCCAUGGGUUCCCGAAGCCCAUGGAUGUGGACGCCACCUGCGAACCUCAACGCCCAGCACAGAAGCGCCUCGUUGAUGCGUUGACUGCGCCGGUAGACGACACUCUCGAAGGCUACUAUCAACGCCGGGACAACCUCAUCGACGCUAUUGUUGCUUACUGCAGCGUGGUGGAAGGCCGAACCGUACGCAGAACCAAUAGCUCGGCAGUGAGCAAGCCAGCAACCAGCCCUGAUUCCCGCCCCUCAGAAGAGAGCCCGCUAGAAGUUGCCAUGUUGUCUGUAUUCAUCAAGCACGAGAAGGAGCGGCCGAGGCGGUGCUUUUUGUGCAUCGGCGCUGCACUCUCUCUCGAGGCGAAUGUCCCUCGCUUGAAAGAGCUCACUCAUGAAUUUUACACGCCUGGUGACCUAUCCAAGCAUUUUCGUCGAAGGCAUCUCAAUCAGUUGUCUACUGAUGCUAAGCUGCGAUGUGAGGCGUGUGACUUGGAUUUGGAGUGCGAGAUGCAUUUAAAGAGCCAUGCCUUGAAGGUUUACGGCACGGUUCCCUAG